AUGGCCGAAGCACAAAUGGGCGAUAAGUCGGUUCGGGAAUUAAAGCGGUGUGACGGGUAUAGUCUAUCGUUGGCGGUAAGACAGUUACCAGACUCCAAUAUAGACAUUAUCGGUGACAUUUCUACCGGUACGUUCCGCCCUGUAGUCCCGCAGUCUUUCCGCCGCAAAAUUUUCGAAAGUUUGCAUUGUUUAUCGCACCCGGGAGUCCGUGGAUCUCAAAAGCUUAUCAGCCAAAGUAUUAACGUGGAUAUAACCGGACCACUACCCAGUUGUAACGGAUAUCGAUAUAUCCUACUUAUAAUUGACCGUUUUACUCGGUACCCCGUAGUUGUCCCAAUCGCAGAUAUUACGAUCGAAACGGUGGUGAACGCAUUUUGCCUCAACUGGGUUGCAAAUUUCGGAGCCCCCGCCCAAAUAACGACCGAUCGAGGUGCGCAUUUUACAUCAUCCAUCUGGUUCGAUAUGGCUAAAUUCCUCGGAGCCAAAUUAAUUUUCACCACGAGCUACCAUCCAAUGUCUGAUGGUAUGGCGGAGAGAAUUUUCCGUUCCCUUAAGGCGUCGCUUAUGUCGCAACUCAACGAUAACGGUUGGCUUGAAAACUUACCCUGGGUUAUGUUGGGCCUCCGCGCCGCAUACAAACAGGACCUUACAUGUUCCAGCGCCGAGUUGGUAUACGGGACCACAUUAAAACUACCAGGCCAGUUUUUCGACGAGCCUACCACCACUACCGCGGAUCAUCGAACGUUUCUCGAUGGCCUACGUAAGCGCAUGCAAUCAUUGAGACCAACACUUCCCAGACCGUUAUUGCAAAAUCCGUCAUACAUCGAUAAUAAGUUGUUCUCGUGCACACACGUAUUCGUCCGCGUAGAUCGGGUUAAGAAGGCUCUAGAUUCUAGAACGUCCCUAUGA
This is a messenger RNA of Ciona intestinalis (vase tunicate), 909 nucleotides long. Lineage: Eukaryota; Metazoa; Chordata; Ascidiacea; Phlebobranchia; Cionidae. The record is from RefSeq and is a predicted model, not a curated record.